Molecule: messenger RNA, 1758 nt
Organism: Fragaria vesca subsp. vesca
Lineage: Eukaryota; Viridiplantae; Streptophyta; Magnoliopsida; Rosales; Rosaceae
Exons: 3
Coding region: 1-1758 (585 amino acids)
Source: RefSeq, a predicted model, not a curated record
AUGUCCAUCUUGCUCAAAUCCCUUACUCCUCUCUUUCUUUUCUUCUUCUUCUUCUUCACAUUUGGGAAUUCAAGGCUUCCAAGAAUCCCACUUGCAGUUUUCUUCAGUGGAGGUGAAUAUGAAUAUUUCAAGGCCGUUCUCAAUCCAGAUGAAGCAGUCAAACGUGAGCAAGAGUAUAGAGGUAGGUGGGAAUUGGUUUCAGACAAUUCAGGUGUAUCUGCCAUGCACAUGAUCAUAAUGCCUAACAGUAAUAAGGCCAUUAUGUUUGAUGCUGCUGGUUUUGGCCCAUCUGGGAUCUCACUGCCUGCCGGAGAUUGUCGUCGGGUUUUGGACAGCAGAAAGGAAGAUGAAGUUUAUGAAUUGGAUUGCUGGGCUCAUGCUGUGGAAUUUGACAUUGACACUGCAGCUAUUAGACCACUUAAGAUUUUAACAGAUACAUGGUGCUCAUCUGGGGGGUUAUCAGCUAAUGGUACACUUGUGCAAGCUGGUGGAUGGGAUGAAGGAGGAAGGUCUGUCAGAUACUUCAAUGGAUGCAGUACUUGCGAUUGGGAGGAGUACCCCGCGGCACUUUCCGGCUUAAGAUGGUUUUCUACGCAACAUAUUUUGCCAAAUGGAGAUUUCAUCGUGGUUGGAGGCCGUCACAUGUUCAAUUACGAGUAUAUCCCCAAAGCGGCGGGAACUUCCAAUGAAAAAAGUUACGUUUUACCAUUUCUCCAAGAGACAAGCGACUUGGUAGAGAACAAUCUCUACCCAUUUGUCGUUCUCUCUACGGAUGGCAACCUCCUCAUCUUUGCUAAUAGUCGAUCUAUUUUGCUUAAUCCAACCACUAAUAAGGUCGUACGAGAACUCCCCGUCCUUGAAGGCGGUUCUCGUAACUACCCCGCCUCCGGGAUGGCGGCAUUGCUCCCUAUAAAGCUCAAUGACCUGAAUUCAAAUGUACUCCGAGCUGAAAUUCUGGUCUGUGGUGGAGCGGAUCCUAGAGCGGGAAAAUUUGUUGAAAAUGGUAUAUACGUAACUGCACUGCAAGAUUGUGGAAGGAUUGAUAUAACAAACCCAAAAUCCACGUGGCAAAAGGAGAUGAUGCCGACGCCAAGGAUCAUGGGAGAUAUGGUGAUCCUUCCCACAGGUGAUGUCCUAAUGAUUAAUGGAGCCAAAAAAGGCACAGCCGGGUUGAACUUUGCGGAGGAUCCGAAUGUUAUUCCGGUAAUUUAUAAACCCGAUAACCCAAUGACCCGGCGGUUCAUGGAGCUAAGGGAAACCACAAUACCGAGAAUGCACGGUUCAACCUCUACAUUAUUGCCAGAUGGCACAAUUCUAGUGGCUGGGAGCAACCCAAACUUUUAUUACAAUUUCACGGGUGUGAAAUAUCCAACAGAGCUUCGGGUUGAGAAGUUUUACCCGACAUAUUUCGAUCCGGAACGGGUGUCGGACCGUGUGGUAAUAACAUCCAAUUAUGAAGGUAAAAUGGUAAAUUACGGACAUAAUUUUUUGAUCGAGUUCCAGGUGAAGAAAGUUAGUGUUGAUCUAUCAGAUUUGAAAGUAACAAUGUAUGCACCACCAUUCACAACACAUGGUUUUUCGAUGGGACAAAGACUUGUAGAAUUGGUCGUAGUAGAGUUGAAGAUUGUGGAAUUUGAGUUGUUCCGAGUUGAGGUUGCGGCGCCACCAACAGCCGAGAUUGCUCCGUUGGGUUUUUACUUGGUCUUUGUCGUGCAUGUUGGAGUUCCUAGUUCAGGGAUAUGGCUCCAAAUUGCAUAG